AUGGAGUUCAAUUUUGAGAACCCAUUUCAAGAACAAGAGCUCAAGCCUAUUGAAUGGCUCUUCGAAACCGAAACACAAUUCAUGGCUGCUCAGGGUUUCUUUCAAAAUGAUGAAGCUCGCCGUCUAAGAAAGAUUGCAGUCAAGAAAAUACGACAAUUAUCGCAGAAUGGCGGUUUUCGUCAUGAUCCUUUCGUAUCGUUUCUUGCUGUCAAUUACUACGAUCGGUGCAUUUCAAGCUACCCACUGCCGGGUGAUGAAUAUUCAUAUGGGUUGUUUAUUAUCAGCUGUGUUGUCAUUGCUUGGAAGAUGAGGAAGAGUGGCUUUUAUCUACCUGUGUUUCUGGAAACAAACAGGCUCUACAACGUGGAUUAUAGGCAGAUAGAGAGAAUGGAACAUCGGAUUCUCUACGCACUGAAAUGGCGAAUGCGAUCGGUGACAGCACUGUGCUUCCUUGAUUUCUUCAUCUCUUUCUACAACUUCACUGAUAUUCAAGAAAUUGCAACUUUCAAACGCCAGAGUCUUGAAUGCAAAUUGCUGCACAUGCAUUAUGAUGCGAGAUUUACAGAGUUCAAGCCAUCCACAAUUGCAGCAACAGCACUUAUAGCUGAAAGACCAAACAUUGCUCCACCACCGGCAUUUUCCUGCGAACCUUUAUUACGAUGCCAAUAUUUGAAUAUGGAUGAAUUGGAGAAUUGCCACAACUUAUUAAUGGCUCAAGUGAGAUCCAACGACCUAAGAACUUAUCUUAUUCCACCAUCACCAUCAAUGGAUGCAAUCGCAGAAGUAGAGGAUGACGACCAGAAGAGGCAGAGGUCAAGGAAGAGGAUGAGAGAACGAGGACUGGUUUAA
Camellia sinensis is the source of this 849-nucleotide messenger RNA. RefSeq names its product putative cyclin-D6-1. The record is from RefSeq and is a predicted model, not a curated record. Lineage: Eukaryota; Viridiplantae; Streptophyta; Magnoliopsida; Ericales; Theaceae.